CCUUCCACUUCUAUCAGAGCUAGAAGUAGAACCGCCACUCACUCUCUCUGUAUUCCAAAUUGCCCCCUCUAUUUACUCAUUUACAUUUAAGAAUAAAACUAUCAAAUUCAAUUAUAAAACUCUCCUUCCUUUUUCAAGAUUCAUUACCAACCUUACACUAGAACAAGACUUAUCCAUGAAGACUUUUCAAAACCGUUUCAAAUCCUUCAUCCAAAAAGUAAUUGAAGCUCCAAAACACUUUCUUUUCUCAACCAAAACAAAAAAGCCACUUCUAAUCCUUGACCGAUUUUACUUCAACACCAACAAUGUCUGUGGUCACCAUCUAUUUCUUCUUGACAUCAAAACUAAACAUCUCAAAGAGCUUCAUAUUCCAAGAGUCACAAAUUCCGACAUGGGUUAUAAGAUCAUAUCUUCAUGCAAUGGCUUACUUUGUAUUGCUCAUUAUUCCUUAGACCAAUACUCUACCCUUUUUCUUUGGAAUCCAACCACAAAACAAACCAAAAGAAUCAUUGAACAACAAAGACAACCUUUGCUUUUGCCGCCAAAUUGUCUUAUAGGCUUUUAUGAAAGUAAUGGUUUUUAUGUAGUAAGGUUUCACUCUUUUCAAAACACAAAGACUAGUUAUUAUGCUAUUCGAGGCGAAAAGUACUCGUUGAGUGAAGGGGUGUGGAGAGAAAUAAAGGGUUGUGAUCAAAAUUUGAUUUUGAAAGGAGAUUUGUUUUGGACUGAGAACACUGUGACAGUGAAAGAAACUUUGUUUUGGGUUGCUAUGGAGGUGAAUGAAAAGGUUAGUCACGAAAUGAUAAUCUCUUUUAAUUCAUCCAACGAAGCUAUUAGCAAGAUUGAAAUGCCGUUUAAUUCGUCUAAGGAUUGUGUUGAAGUUUAUAAGAAACUUGCAGUGUAUAGUUAUAAAGGUUCUUCUUCUGUUGCUUUGAUGAUUUGUUCAGAAAGUAAAAGUAUGGAACAAUGGUUAGAUUUAUGGGUUUUGUGUGAUGAAUAUGAAGAUAUUGAGUAUUGGAUUAAGGUGCAAACUUUAGGCAGGUUUUCGAGAUUAGAGCGACCAGUUGGUGUUUGGAAAAAUCAAGUUCUUAUGGCUACAAAUAAAAUGAUUCAUAGUGUUGGUGGAGUUGUUGCUUUUCUUCAAGAAGAUGAUAUUGGUGCUGAGUUUUAUUAUAACAGUUUGAAUUAUGAAGAGAGUUUCUUUCCUUUAAAUGAUGUGUUGGAAGUUGAUCACAUUGAAAAGGAAGGAUUUUUGGUGAUAUGAUACUAAUUGCGACGCACAUGAGAUAUCCUGAAUUCAAAUCUGUAAUGUUCCCUUCAAGGAACCAUAAAUAAUUUGUCUGAGAUUGUGACAUAAACUUGUACUGUGAAGAAUGUUUUAUUACAAUGUAGUUGAUCAAUUUUAAU
Messenger RNA from Lathyrus oleraceus (garden pea), 1407 nucleotides. RefSeq lists its product as uncharacterized. NCBI's taxonomy places the organism in Eukaryota, Viridiplantae, Streptophyta, Magnoliopsida, Fabales, Fabaceae. The transcript has a single exon. Bases 176 to 1264 code for a protein of 362 amino acids. The record is from RefSeq and is a predicted model, not a curated record.